GCAAAAACAAGGUUACGGGCCGCCGGUGGGGACAAACAGUGUCAGACCCUGGCCGUAUUUGGUGUCGUGAAACGUAACCCCUUCUUUUUAAACCUUUGUUUGAAUAAAACUAGAGAACUCGCUUGAAAACCUGAACUUUCAUACUCCCUAUAACUUUAGAGACUCUAGAAUAAGGGACGCCCAAGGAAUGGGAGAGAAAAAAGGAAGCGGGAGCCAGGCUCUUAACACGGCCCAACUAGCCGCGUCUUCUACGAUUCUUGUCCGGUGUAAUAGAAUGAUUGAAAAUGCAGGAUCUGAAACCAGUUUGUCUGCCCUGGAAUUCUGGCCACUCAGCUCUGUGAUCUUGGGGGAACUUCAACUGGAUUUGGAGCCUGGGCAUCCAACUGGAAAGGCCUGCUUAGGAGUGUCUUGUGAAUGUGAUUUGCAUAACGGUUGAGGCCCUGCUGACGUCAAGGGGUCACUGCAGCUCCAGGUCAGAUCUAGUCCUGGAAGUAGUUCCUGCCACAGAACAGUCCCACAAUCACCCCACCAACCUUGCUUCCUACCCAGUUCUCGAAGUACCAGGAAGUGAAAGAAAACAGCAGAGCCCCGUGCCUCCAACUCACCCUUGUCUCUGUCAUCCCAUCCCCCAGGAGUCUACUUCCUCUUCCUUCUUUUACCUUUCAUCCCCUAUAUUUAGCCUCCCAGAAUGGGGCUAGAGGAGGGAAGAACGCAGGAGAUAUUAAACACAAGUGAGGGGAGCUUCCCCUCCUCCCUCCCACCCAUUUUCUUAUUGCAUUUGUGUCUACCAUACGUAGAGAGAGGCAAACCAUUUCUCACUCAAACUGAGAUAACCUGUCCUGAUGCUGGGAACGUUCUAUCCAAAGGAUAGAUUUACCACAGAGUCCUAAUAUUUGAAUCAAAUAUUUCAUUGGGCAGUUUUGAAUAGUUCUAAGGGAAGGGAGACUUCUAUCAAGGGUAACUUUCUCAGAGAAGGGUCAACCUCUUGGGGGAGGCUUUGAGGACCAUUCGUGUGGUCAGCCAUGUCCUCAUUCUGACGUCCAAAUUGUUCUGGGACCCUCCACUGGGGUUGGGGCAGUCCCAGAUUUGGACCACCCCCCACUCCCACGCCCAACCUCACAUCCUCAGCUGUUUCACUGGAUGUUGCAUCAGGGAGGGUGAUGAAAUCAGUGUCAGCGGAUUUUACCCAUGGAUGCAACAGGCUGAAGGACUGGCCAGGGUCACUGACACAGCACACCUUCAACUCCCCAGAACUCCUGGAUUUCCUAGCUGUAGGAUAGCGGCUGGGUGCUAGAAUAUCUAAAUUUGACUUCUGGCCCUUGCUUACAUUGGUAUCCCAAAAGCACCAUCACCUGAACUCCACAGAGCCUAUGAAACUUUUGGCCACUAAGGCUGAUGAAUCAGAUGGUUCGUAGCAACAACUCUCUCCCUCCAAGAGCCCUCCUAACUUCGACAGUGAGGCCUGAAGUGGGAGCAGAAAUACCUUAUGCGGCACUAUAUGGCUUCCCAGUUCACAAAGUGCAUCGAGUCCAUUCUCUUCCAGUGAAAAUUACUGUUCCCAAGGGAGAAAAAGAAACCCCCUGGUUCUCAGAUAGAGGACACCAUGUGGGAACCAAACUUCAUUCCAAAUUGAGCUCGCUAUCCUUUCGGGAAACGAAUACUUCUGUUUUGGUUUUUCCUCAGGCGGGAGGUAAGGAAAUUAGGUACUGGGGGGAAGGAUAUAGCUUUGAGAGGCAAAAAGAUGAGGGAAAGUUAAACAGGAAGGAACUUGAGACGAGAUUCAUUUAAAUAUUCAUUCCUCCUACCGCCACCCCCUCCACAAGCCAUUGCGAUUCAUGGAGAGCAUUACACAUAUGCCCCAUCCCAGGCCUCCAGCCACAGCAACCACACGUCUCAUUUCCCUUUGAACUGAGGCUGCAUACCUGGGCUCCCCGCGGAGGGGGAUGAUGCAGGGAGGGGAAUCCCACCUGCUGUGAGUCACCUGCCAGUAUAAAGGGCGGGCCUUUCAAUGCAGGGACCUUAAAAAGAGACUCAGAGACAAGGGGAGAAAAACAGCAGGAACCUGCUCAGAAACUUAGUGAACAACAGAAGGAACCAAACCAGAGACGCACAGAGCGGACAGCAUCAGGCUCAGAAGAAAGGGAAGUGGGCAGAGAUUCCACAAGGACCAGUUCGAGGCACGGAUCCAGCCAGAUUUGAGAAGCAGCCAACAAGAUGCUGGGGAGCAGGACUGUGCUGCUGCUGCUGCUGCUGCUGCCCUGGGGGGCUCAGACCCAGGCUGUGCCUGUGGGCGGUCGCCCUGCCUGGGUUCAGGGCCAGCAGCUCUCACAGAGGCUCUGCACGCUGGCCUGGAGCGCACAUCCGCCGAUGGGACAGGUGGACCUACCAAGAGAAGAGGGAGAUGACGAGACUACAGAUGAGGUCCCCCGCAUCCAGUGUGGGGAUGGCUGUGAUCCCCAAGGACUCAGAGACAACAGUCAGUUCUGCUUACAAAGGAUCCACCAGGGCCUGGUUUUUUAUGAGAAGCUGCUGGGCUCAGACAUUUUCACAGGGGAGCCUUUUCUACUCCCCGAUGGCCCUGUGGGCCAGCUUCACGCCUCCCUCCUGGGCCUUAGGCAACUUUUGCAGCCUGAGGGUCACCACCGGGAGACUGAACAGACUCCAAGCCCUAGCCCCAGCCAGCCAUGGCAGCGCCUCCUUCUCCGCUUCAAGAUCCUUCGCAGCCUCCAGGCCUUUGUGGCUGUAGCUGCCCGGGUCUUUGCCCACGGAGCAGCAACCCUGAGCCCCUAAAGCCAACGGCUUAAGGAUGGCACCCAGAUCUCCACGGCUCAGCAGUGCUAUAAUGAAUCAGCCCAGGCACCUGUGAGCCAACAAAUUAGUCCAUUAAUUCUAAUGAGACUUGCCUAUGUUGAAAAUUACCAAUACUGACUAAUUUAUGCUGCUGACCUAGGACAAAGUUGACUAUUUAUUAAAUAAGAAGGGAAAACUUGAGAUUAUUUAUCCUCAGGGCAGCAGUUUGGGGAGGAUUAUUUAUUAUAUUUAUUCUGAAUUAUGUACUUUUUUCAAUAAAGACUUAUUU
Messenger RNA from Ailuropoda melanoleuca (giant panda), 3079 nucleotides. RefSeq names its product interleukin 23 subunit alpha (gene IL23A). Gene Ontology annotation, molecular function: cytokine activity. Gene Ontology annotation, cellular component: extracellular region; interleukin-23 complex. Bases 2215 to 2790 code for a protein of 191 amino acids. The transcript is spliced from 7 exons. The record is from RefSeq and is a predicted model, not a curated record. NCBI's taxonomy places the organism in Eukaryota, Metazoa, Chordata, Mammalia, Carnivora, Ursidae. Gene Ontology annotation, biological process: positive regulation of T cell proliferation; positive regulation of T-helper 17 cell lineage commitment; immune response.